Octopus bimaculoides (California two-spot octopus) is the source of this 2572-nucleotide messenger RNA. RefSeq lists its product as uncharacterized. Lineage: Eukaryota; Metazoa; Mollusca; Cephalopoda; Octopoda; Octopodidae. The record is from RefSeq and is a predicted model, not a curated record.
CUAUUUACCGCGUGCUAAGCGACAACAUGUGUUGUUUUAGUGAUGGCAGCAGCCAAAGUAGUCAUAACAACCAUUUAUGAACACUGAUAAUUACACAAAUGCUGAAAGUAUUUAAUGCAUAAUUCAAAUUAAAAUGUCUUUAACACGAACUAUAUUCACAUCUUUCAGAAGGAAACAGUUUUGUUCAGCGUGUAGAUUACCAUUGUUGCAUUAUGACUGGACGCGUCUUUAUACAAACCAACUGAAAUGUUCGAGUCGUUCUAGGACAAUAUUUACUCGACCUCAACAUUCACAGCUAUCAACUACUCUCAAUGGAGCUGAACCUAAAGACUGGAUGUCUUCAGCUUUGCCGAUGCGAUACGUAUUUGUAACAACAUCGGAAUCUAUUUGGGAAGAUAUACCUGAUGGAUUUGUUUUUGAUACUGGUUAUGUGGAUUCCCAUGCUGGUUCUCCUUACGACCCUAAAAUUCCUUUGAUUCUUGCUGUCCAUAACCUCAUGUCCAGCCAUGAAGAUCUUAUUCCACUCUUGGCACCAUUAGUCUUGAAAAAUUACAGAGUUAUUGCAGUUAAUCUUCCAAGUUCCAUCUAUACAAAUGGUGUUGGUUUAGGCCAUGAUGAUGGUUUCCUACACUCCACUACUGAGAAUGCAGAAUUUAUUUUUGAUUUUCUAAAAGAGCUGAAAAUUCCAAAGGUUGAUGUAUUACUUGGCCACGGCACUGGAUGUUACCCUGUUGUUCGCUUAUGUGCAGGACAUGACCUGUUUAAGUCUGCAGCAUUAAUUUCUCCUGCAGGUCACUUACCAUGCCCAGGAGUCCAACCUCACUUACGCUAUAAGUUGUUCACAGAAGUAUGGGAUGUACCCUACCUUCGACCUUUUGCAAAAGUUUUUGUCUAUCUAUGGAAACUCAAGGAUGCUUACAGGGAAUAUACAACAGAAAGCGUUAUAAGGGGUUUCUUCAUAAUCAACGGUAUAGACUUCAAUAGUAUUGGUGGAUAUUUAGUAAGUAUGAAAUCGAAGGAAGUGCCUGUUGGUGUACUUUACUGUAAAGAUGACAAAUUUACUGACACAGAAAUAUUAGAACAUUAUUGCAAAUUACUUGGUUUUGAAGAUCAGCAUUUUGUGCAUUAUGAUGGCAAUGGCCAGAUAAUAAAGCAAGCUGAAACUACCAAAGGAUCAUUGCACCAUGGACUUAUACUAGAACAUGGAAAUCCAUUUCAAGUCCUGAAGAACCCACUUUUGAAUUUAGUAGAGAAACUUGUUAAUCUAUCAAAACAAGUCCGAUAAAAUAUUAUUUAUAUAUAUAUACAUAUAUAUGGGAGAAUUCACGAAAAAGCAACAGACGAAGACAGGUGGUGUAAACAACAAAUGGAUGUAUUAAAGGAACCCAAAAAGAAACAAAGAGAGAAAAAAAUAUAUGUGUAGUGGUCAGUGAUCUAUCAUGGCAAAUGCCAGACAGAAGGAUCACACAUACACACACACACACACUUCCAUUAAAAGACUUGUUUGUAUCAAAUAACAUUUCAUAGAAAAUGGCCUGCUGAAUAUUUCUUGUUUUUGCAGCAUUUAACCAAAAAGUCACUGUCGCAGUGAAAUUUAAAUGUUGGAUAUGGCAAUUUGUUGACAGGGUUCAUUCCAACAAGGCUCUUCAGUAUCACCAGAAUUUAUGUAAACCAAAAUUUGCAAACAAAAUACUAGCAUUCCAUACUGUAAGGUCUUGACUUCAUACACCUUGACUUAAGAGUUAUUGAAUCAGAUGUGGAAGCUUAUCUAGGUGGUUGCUCAAUCUGCUAGAAACAGCAGUUGAAUUCAACUCUCAUCCUACUGUCUUACAAAAGGAAAGACACAACCAACAAAUAUAAUUCCAAAUCCUUAAAAGGACAAGAUAGUCACUGCUGAAACCACUGAUUAUAGGUCUUUUUAACCAGAGCUGAUCUGGGGGGUUAAUAACAGCAAUAACAAAUACUGGGCAUUGUACCCCCUCCUUAUCCACAAAGUUCAAUUUUAUUGAAAAAUAGGUUAUCAUCAUCCUAUUGUAUGUAUGGUUAUUGAUUAAAAGGUUGAAUAAGGGAAAUCUGCGUAAACAAGACAUGCAAAUCCCCACAAAAUAAAAAUGAAAAUAGACAUGUUCAUCAUGUGAAUGCUAGCAUUGAAAAGUAACUAUUAACCCUUUUGAUACCAACCUGCCUGAGACUGUCCCUGAAUUAUACAAACUUCCUGUCUAAUGUGAUCUAAAUGAAAACCUUCCUUCAAAAUUUCAUGUUAAUUUAUGUUCUAAACACCAGUUUAUUAAUGGCAAUUAUUUUACUGUACUAAAAUCUUCAUUAUUUUCUAAGUCAAUUGAAAUAAAGGCAGUAUAUUUCAUCAGUCACUUGUCAACAAAAGGGUUAAACUAAAAUUUGAAACAAUAUAUAAAGGAACAUAAAUCUGUUCAACUCAUUUUGCCAGUUUGACAAAUGGUUCAACAUCUAUAUCGCUGUUGAAGGGGUUAUUGAUAAAAAAAAGUACAUUCAUUUAUAGAACAAGCUUUCAAUAAAAUUCCUCUAUUUUUUGAGGUGUCAUUGUGAUAUUAAA